UCGUUUGGCCAGUCAUUUUUUAUCGCGUGAUUGAGAAUCUUUCUCUGGCCAGCUCUUCCAACAACAGUUCCACUGUAUUUUGCCCAGUGUCCUGGAUUAUUUUGCAACAUUUCCUGGACGAGGUGAUCCAUCACAGCUCGGGUGACGAAAUCUAAAAAAAGAAGUUGUUGCCGGCCAGGUUUUCACAGUUCUCAAAAAAAAAAACAAGUUCAAUUGGUGUUUUAAAACUAAAAAUACAAAAAUAAAAACAUCAAAUAGGAAAUGUCUGGUGACAGCAACGGUAAAAAACCUGAUGGGAAAGUGCGUGCCAAAAUUCCGUCGGUUUUGCUGGCCCUGACGGGCAUCGCAGUUGUCGCCAUUCAGACAUACGUUUUCAUCAGCUUUGACCAAUUUAAAGACUCUUACGGUCCGUUCAUUCUCUACAAUGGAGUGGCCAUCGCCAGCGGGGCCGUCAGUUGCCUGACGGGCUUCAUUUGCUUCUGCUGCACAUCUUCCCAACGAUCCUCUUCCGGGUUUUGCUUCAGCGCCUUGGUGGGCGUUUUGGCCGCUAUCUGCUCGGCCGGAUCGGCCGCCAUGACGGCCAUCGAAUCGUCCAAAAUCAAUUCUAAUGAUAUCGAUCAUCCCUGCGCUCAAUUAGACAACGAUCAAACCAUCAACUGCGAAUUGUGGUUCGAUUUGGAAGUGGCCGUCGCGGCGCUCAGCGUCUUGUCUUUCAUUUUAUCAGUCACGUUAUUUAUCGUCAUCAUGGCCGGCUCGUCAAAGUCCAAAAAGAAAAUGGAACGAUCGAAUGUCGAACGGCCGGUGGAGAUGGUCCGCGAGAUGGAACACAUUCCGGCCGCCCAGCCGGUGGUCAUCAUGCCGGUGAUAGUCGAAGAAGUCUACAAAGAAAUGGAAGUCGUCGAGCCGGAACCGGAACCGGAAGAGUCGGAAGAUUCUGAGCCGGAGCCGAACACGAUCGCCGGACGACAGCCGUACAUCGAGCAACUGAGAAUGCUGUCCAGGGAGGAGCUGGAACGUCGACUGGGCGAACACAUGCAGCACCAGUUCCUGGAGGAACUCCGCACCGAAUUGAACCGCCGCAAUUUAAUUCCCAUCAACGGCCGAUCCGGCAGCAGCAGCAGCUCCAUCAGGAGCGCCAGCAAAGUUCCAGUAGCCCCUCGACCCGAUUACUACCAAGAAGAGACUUUAUAAGGAAUAAUUUUUAUGCAAAUUUUUUCCUUUUUCCCAAUUUUAAAAAUUCCCUCCACUUCGAAUAAACGUCGAUUACAUAAUAGA
Molecule: messenger RNA, 1275 nt
Organism: Daphnia pulex (common water flea)
Lineage: Eukaryota; Metazoa; Arthropoda; Branchiopoda; Diplostraca; Daphniidae
Exons: 4
Coding region: 262-1191 (309 amino acids)
Source: RefSeq, a predicted model, not a curated record